Molecule: messenger RNA, 669 nt
Organism: Anopheles moucheti
Lineage: Eukaryota; Metazoa; Arthropoda; Insecta; Diptera; Culicidae
Exons: 3
Coding region: 1-669 (222 amino acids)
Source: RefSeq, a predicted model, not a curated record
AUGGCAAUUCUAACUGUCGGGAAAGCCACAGCUUUGAAAUUCACGAUACUUCUUUUUUGUAUUGCCUUUGUAAAAUGCAUCGAUAAUUUUAAAACCAGAUCAUCUAUCGCCGACAAUGCUGACCGUUGGAAGGCAAAUGAGGAUCGGUCCUCUGGGUCGAGUUUGUGGACGCCUGAAUUCUAUGAGGGACCCGACGCAUACAAAAAAGAUUUCAUAACAUCUAAUUAUGAUGAGAAAUACUCGAGCAACAUUCCUUUUUAUCCGAGUAAAACACGUAACGGUUUCUCUCCAUUCAGCGGUGGAAGCAUUUAUUCAUCGGGUGGAUUAUACGAUCGAAGACCUACCUAUCCUGCACGUCCAAUCGAUUAUGGUGUUCAUGAUUACGAAAGUUCAUAUGAUUACGGACAUGGAUAUGGGUUGAACCAUCCAUAUGGAUCCAAGGACAUAACGAAAUCAGUGUGGAUUCCAUUGGCUGGGGCGGCUUUGUUGGGGAUUGCUGCUGCACUGGUUGCUAAUCCUGUGCUACUACAUUUAGGAGUAAGUGCUGGAAAACGGAAACGUCGAGAAGCUACGUUGAAUGCACAUGAUUUAGCAUAUCGGGAACGUCAUCGGGCUCGGGCUCAAACGUGGAAGAGUGGCAGUAAUUUGAAUAAAAAUUUACCGAAAUAA